AUGUACAAUAUCGAUGCAGAUACAUUGUCAAGACUACCUUCAGACUUUGUGAAAUAUAUGACAGAAUACGAUAAUACAGUGACAUCCGAAGAAUUUCAGGCAUCAGUUACUUCUACAGGUAUUCUGGCAAGAGAGAGAGGAGAUGCUACAUGGAUUACGGCAAUAACCACAAACCCUGAUGUCUUGGAUCUUGAAUUAGAACACUUGUCAUUUGGAAAGAAAAUCCCAGCGUCCGAUCUAUCUAUAAAAGGACCCUAUUAUAACCCGGGUAUUAGAAUAUCGUCUGAACGCAAGUCAAUGAGAAGCCAACGACAACACGAGUCAAGAGGAGUGUAACGGUACCUAUAUGAGUGGGGAAAGCUUCGCGUCAAUAAAGAGACGGGGUACUGUAUCGGAACCAACAAAUAGUUCUACCAUCUAUUUACAAAAGAAAAAUAUAUCGUGGCGAGGAAAUGGGCCAUUUAGGAGUGUUUUACGUGUUUACGCAUUGGCUCGCGAUAGAUUAUAUAUUGGCCGCAGAUGAGGAAGGAUAUCGAACACUUCAUACAUCACAGAAUGUUUGAAACAGAAAAAGGCCAGUCGUCCCACCAGAGAGUCAUUACAGCCCAUCAUAACAACAAUACCAUUCGAACUGGUGUCCAUCGAUUACGUACACCUAUAGAAUGUAUGUAGUUCAGCUGGCCACGAGUAUAUACUAGUAAUCGUCGCGGUCAUUUCACACGGUUUUGUCAAGCUAACUCGACUGGAACAAAUCCAGCAAAACGGCAGCAGAGAAAAUAUAUAACGACCUCAUCCCGCGAUUGGGAUUCCCAGGUAAAAUACACCAUGAUAUGGGAGCUGAAUUUGAAAACAAACUGUUCAGUUAUGAAGCUCGAAGAACUCUCUGGUGUCAAGCACUCACGGACAACUCCGUACCACCCUCAGGGUAAUGGGAAAGUGUAACGAAUGAAUAGUACACUAUUGCAAAUGUUGCGCACUCUUCCUGAAAUACAUAAAAGACAGUGGCAUGUUCACGUGAACAAGAUGGUACACGCAUACAACUGAACAAAUCACGAGUCCACAGGCUACUCGCCAUUUUCUUGUUAUUCGGCUGUUCUCCGCGCUUGUCGGUUGACCUGAUAUUUGAUUUGCCAGAAACGAAAGGGGCUGAUACCUACCCAAAGUAUGUUGAGAACUGGAUGGAAGCAAUGCAACAAGCAUAUAAGCUGGCGUCCAAGUUGGCUUUCAAUAACGCAAACAAGGGAAAGAAACUGUACGAAAGAAAGGAUCAUUCGUCAGUGUUACACCCUGGGGAUAGGGUCCUCGUACUACCUCCUCCGCAGGCCUUUCAAAAAUAUAAAAUUGGUGGGAAACGAACAGCAGCUUCGUCUCAGAUUUCAAAUUUUAACCUGCGAACGGGCAUACUCAUUACGGGCUGUAUGGCCUGCAUGAGGAGGUAGGUCCUCGUACAUAACCUUACUCCACGGGGGGUACUGGAAUGCUACGUUCCCACUGGGAACAGGACGUGUAUGUGGUGGUUCGCCGAAAGGAUCUAGAGAGUCCAGUAUACGAUGUUAAGCCGGAGAAUUGGAAGGGGCGAGAUAGGACGUUACAUCGCAAUUUAUUUUUGCAAUGUGAUCACCUACCAUAUGAUUUUAAAGUUCCAGGACGUGCUUCAAGUAUGGAAAAGCCCACUCGUGAAUGAAAAUCAGGCGUUCAGGAAGAGGAUCGUGUACAACAUCAGCAACUCGACGCAUCAGACGAGGAAGAACGUCCAUUAUAUACACCGGGCCAAUUACGAAUGGUGAUAGAGACGCUACGCGCGAGAGUUAGGUGAUGCAGGACAACUGGAAGACGAGGUCGAGCGAGAGACGGACAAGAAGCAGACUGGGAAGUCUUCGGAGUGGAACAAGAUGUACCGCCAGUGCAUGACCCACAUCGAGGACAAGAACCGGAUCACGACAGCCCAGACUCAGCACAAGAUGCAACCACCGAACCAUGGAACAAGAUCAACCUGGACACCGACCACAAUGAAAGAGGCGGGAACCGAUUCGUUUGCCAUAUGA
Molecule: messenger RNA, 2045 nt
Organism: Paramuricea clavata
Lineage: Eukaryota; Metazoa; Cnidaria; Anthozoa; Malacalcyonacea; Plexauridae
Source: the annotation of a GenBank genome assembly